AGAUAAAUAGAACUGUAGUUCUAUUUGAACACACUAAUAGACGAGGGACAAGUUCGUGCUGCCACAGAAUAUCUUCCAUUAAUCUAAAUUUUCAGAGUCGAGGAUUCCAAGGACCCGUCAAGUUUCACAAUGCCAGUAAUGAUCAAAGUCGCGCAGCAUGCUGCAGAAGCGUUUAGGCCAAAUUGGCGUGAGCAGCACCAGAAUGAUUACAGCACGAACGAAACCUUGGACGAGAAUCCAGAUAAUUUGUUCUUGCGAGGUUUACUCCAGAAUUUGGCACCGGAAAGUUCAAAAUCCAAUAGUACUGUACUACAAUCGACACUUACCGAGGAGAUCGCGAGCAAUAUUCUCCCAUCUGGGAACGGUUUAGUGCAUACCUGUCUUGAGGCGUAUAACCAUCAUCGUAAUCUUAUCCUUCGUCCUGAUGAUAUUUGGAUCGCUAUUGUGACUCAAUUCUCAUUCUAUGUGAAUAAGCAUUCUGAGGAACUGCGUUCCUUCUUUGUGGCGCAUGAAGGACAAAAGGAGCUAGUUGUUGAAGAUAAUCAUUUCGACUUCACGGUUUUCACUACUAACAUGGCCGAUAUGAUCCAGAAAAAUGUCGUGGAUAAAAGCUUCCAGUCAUGGAUUUUACCAGCAUUUUCGACCACGACGCAUGUCGACACCAUUGUAUGUAGCUCAGUAAUGAUGAGUACCAUGAAAAGGUACUUCAAUUACAGGUACGUCAUGGCACUGUCUGGAAUCUCUUAUCCUAUGAGGCACCAUAAUGUGUAUUGA
Messenger RNA from Botrytis sinoallii, 774 nucleotides. RefSeq lists its product as uncharacterized. The transcript is spliced from 2 exons. The record is from RefSeq and is a predicted model, not a curated record. Bases 130 to 774 code for a protein of 214 amino acids. NCBI's taxonomy places the organism in Eukaryota, Fungi, Ascomycota, Leotiomycetes, Helotiales, Sclerotiniaceae.